Molecule: messenger RNA, 3115 nt
Organism: Eucalyptus grandis
Lineage: Eukaryota; Viridiplantae; Streptophyta; Magnoliopsida; Myrtales; Myrtaceae
Product: subtilisin-like protease SBT1.5
Biological process (GO): proteolysis
Molecular function (GO): serine-type endopeptidase activity
Source: RefSeq, a predicted model, not a curated record
AAGGGCGUAGGCUGCUUGUAGCAGGUGCAGAAGCGAACAAAAGAAUUCCGUCUCCACCGCUUCACUCUUCACUGCAACUCUUCCCUCUCCCUCUCCCCCCGCCACUGUACUACCCCCACUCUCUCUCUCUCUCUCUCUCCACAGUCGCCACCGCACUGGCCCGUCCCGGGCAGGUCCCCUCCGCCCCACCACCAUCUUCUCGCUUCCUCACCCCCAAAAAUCACUCCUUUUUAUACUUUCGAUUCUUGGAAUUGCAAUCCCCCAACACCACCACCACCACCACCACCACCAUUUCUAUACCUCCCUUUCAGUCUCUGUGACAUGGGUUUGUCUUCCCUCUUCUUCAUCUUCCUCGCCAUCCUCCUCCCUCUCUCUUCUUCUUCUUCGGAGGAGGCGGCCAAGACCUUCAUAGUCCAAGUCCAGCCCGACGCCAAGCCUUCCGUCUUCCCCACCCACGCCCACUGGUACGACUCCACUCUCUCCUCCCUCUCUUCCUCCGCCGGCCCCACCGCCCGGGUCCUCCACACUUACUCCACCGUCUUCCAUGGCUUCUCCGCCAAGCUCUCCCCUUCCCAGGCCCUGAAGCUCUGGUCCCUCCCCCACGUGCUCGCCCUCAUCCCCGAGCAGGUCCGCCGCCUCCACACCACCCGCUCCCCGCAGUUCCUCGGCCUCAAGACCGGCGACAGCGCGGGGCUCCUCAAGGAGUCCGACUUCGGGUCGGAUCUCGUCAUCGGGGUCGUCGACACCGGCAUCUGGCCCGAGCGGCAGAGCUUCAACGACCGGGACCUCGGCCCCGUCCCCUCCAAGUGGAAAGGCGAGUGCGUCGCGGGUAAGGCCUUCCCUUCCACCUCCUGUAACCGGAAGCUGAUAGGGGCUCGGUUCUUCUACAAUGGGUACGAGGCCGCCAACGGGAAGAUGAACGAGACGACCCAGUUCCGGUCGCCGCGGGAUUCCGACGGCCACGGCACCCACACCGCGUCGAUCGCCGCGGGCCGCUACGUGUUCCCCGCCUCGACGCUGGGGUACGCGAAGGGCAUGGCCGCCGGCAUGGCGCCCAAGGCCCGCCUCGCCGCCUACAAGGUGUGCUGGGACGCGGGCUGCUACGACUCCGACAUACUGGCGGCCUUCGACGCCGCGGUGGGCGACGGGGUGGAUGUCAUUUCGCUCAGCGUUGGCGGUGUGGUGGUGCCGUAUCAUCUGGACGCCAUUGCGAUUGGGGCCUUCGGGGCAGAGGAAGCAGGGGUCUUCGUGUCGGCCUCCGCGGGGAACGGCGGCCCUGGGGGGCUGACGGUCACGAAUGUCGCGCCGUGGGUCACCACGGUCGGCGCCGGCACCAUCGAUAGGGAUUUCCCUGCGGAUGUGAAAUUGGGGAAUGGUAAGAUGAUCCCCGGUGUGAGUCUCUACGGCGGGCCGGGAUUGACGCCGGGUCGGAUGUAUCCAUUGAUUUAUGCUGGGACUGAGGGCGGAGAUGGGUACUCCGCAUCCCUGUGCAUGGAGGGGUCAUUGGAUCAGAGUCUUGUGAAAGACAAGAUUGUGUUGUGUGACAGGGGGAUCAAUUCGAGGGCCGCCAAGGGCGAGGUUGUGAAGAAAGCAGGCGGGGUCGGAAUGAUCUUGGCGAAUGGGGUCUUUGACGGCGAAGGAUUGGUGGCCGAUUGUCACGUGCUGCCCGCAACGGCUGUCGGUGCUGCGAGCGGCGAUGAGAUCAGGAAGUACAUCGAGGUCGCGUCCAAGUCAAAGUCACCAGCAACGGCCACGGUGAUCUUCAAGGGGACUCGGCUGAGGGUCCGGCCUGCGCCCGUUGUGGCUUCUUUCUCUGCUAGGGGUCCCAACCCGGUGUCCCCGGAGAUCCUGAAGCCGGAUGUGAUCGCUCCUGGAUUGAACAUACUCGCCGCUUGGCCUGAUAACAUAGGGCCUUCUGGUGUUGCCUCGGAUAAGCGCAAGACGGAAUUCAACAUACUGUCGGGUACCUCGAUGGCUUGCCCUCAUGUUUCGGGCCUAGCCGCGCUGUUGAAGGCUGCUCACCCGGAAUGGAGUCCUGCAGCAAUAAGAUCUGCGCUGAUGACGACUGCUUAUACCGUGGACAACCGGGGAGAGACUAUGCUGGACGAGUCUACAGGGAACACUUCGACGGUCAUGGACUACGGGGCUGGUCACGUCCAUCCCCAGAAGGCCAUGGACCCCGGGUUGAUAUACGACCUGACCCCAUACGACUAUGUCGACUUCCUCUGCAACUCGAACUACACGACCGCCAACAUCCAAGUUGUCACUAGGAAGAAAGCUGAUUGCAGCGGAGCCAAAAGGGCUGGCCACUCCGGGAACCUGAACUACCCAUCCUUGUCGGUGACCUUCCAGCAGUACGGGAAGCCCAAGAUGUCGACCCACUUCAUCCGCUCGGUCACGAAUGUCGGGGACGCCGAGUCGGUGUACCGGGUCAGCGUAGGCCCCCAGGGAGUUUCGGUCACGGUGCGGCCGGAGAAGCUCGCGUUCAGGAGGAUCGGCCAGAAGCUGAACUUCCUUGUGAGGGUUGAGGUGAGGGCAGCGAAGCUCUCGCCGGGAGGGUCGAGCUUGAGGAGCGGCUCAGUGAUAUGGUCGGACGGGAAGCACACGGUCACCAGCCCCUUGGUGGUGACAUUGCAGCAGCCUCUCUAGUUUGCUAUAUUUUGGGGGGAUUUUGGAGUUGUAGGUUGUCUCUCUCCUGUAAUUUGACUCUCCCUUCUUUUUGCUCUAGCGUUAUACUCUCUCCUCUCUUCUCUUUCUUUAAUCUCUAUGAAUGUACAAGAAGCAACGGCGGGUUGAGCUUUCUGGCUUAGAAAGCAGGUGGGAGCGGGUGGUGUAUAUCUGUCGUAAGAUCAAGAACCAAGAAUGUCUACGGAAAUGCUGUGUUUGAGAAAGGUCAAAGAGGCCAUGGGAUAAUGGAAAGAUGUCUUGUUUUUUGUCUUUUGUCUGUUCUCUUUUCGUUAAGUUGUAAUGCGAUGGAUUCUGACUCGUCCAAGCUUUUGAUUUGGAGUGAUGUUUUGUAGGGAUGAGGAUUUGCCUAGAUUGUCUUGGGAGAUUUGGUAUGUAAACUGUCGUGGUCAUGCAUUUUGAAAUGUAAGAAAUUCAAGAUUUGGGAACA